Molecule: messenger RNA, 852 nt
Organism: Chaetomium strumarium
Lineage: Eukaryota; Fungi; Ascomycota; Sordariomycetes; Sordariales; Chaetomiaceae
Exons: 2
Coding region: 1-852 (283 amino acids)
Source: RefSeq, a predicted model, not a curated record
AUGCCUGGUGUCAUCUCCUUCACCAAGAAGUGGCACUCCGAGCCGUACGACUUCAUCUCGCCCACUCGGCCUGAGCUGUCAGCCGCGGGAAAGAACGUCAUUGUCACCGGUGGCGGUACUGGUAUUGGUCUCGCCAUCGCCAAGGCCUUUGCCAAAGCAGGUGCUGCUUCUGUCGCCAUUGUCGGGCGCCGCGAGGACAAGCUCAAGAGCGGCGCGGCCGACAUCUCGGCAGCCGCAGCCAAGGGCACUGAGGUCUUAUAUCAGACGGCGGACCUCUCCGACCUGGAGCGGACCAAGGCCGCGUUCCAGGCCAUCGCCGACAAGGUCGGCAAAAUCGAUGUCCUUGUCGCCAACGCGGGUAGGAUCCCCACGCCGGGUCCGAUUGCAGGCUACGAUGCCGACACACUCGUUCGCGGCGUCACCGACGCCCUCUUGGCUUUGCUCAACUCUUUCCAAGCCUUCCAGCCGCUUGCUGGGCCCGAACCCAUUCUCCUCCACACAUCCAGCUGCAUGGCCAACACUGCCCCGACCCCGGGCAUGGGCGGCUACUCUGUUGCCAAGGCAGCCGCGCUCAAGCUAGCCAACUUCAUCGCGACCGAGAACCCGGGUGUGCGUGUUGUUAAUGUGCAGCCCGGCUGGGUGCCCACCGAAAGCAAUGGAUACCAAAAGGAAGCCCAGGAUACCGCUGACCUUCCCGGACACUUUUAUGUUUGGCUGGCGUCGCCUGAGGCCAACUUCCUGAAGGGCAAGUUUGUCUGGGCCAACUGGGAUGCCCAAGAGCUUCUGGAGAGGGCCGACGAGAUCAUGAACUCGACUCUCCUGAACUGGGUUGUCGACGGAGCGCCCAUGUAA